Molecule: messenger RNA, 3017 nt
Organism: Drosophila montana
Lineage: Eukaryota; Metazoa; Arthropoda; Insecta; Diptera; Drosophilidae
Gene: Esyt2
Product: extended synaptotagmin-like protein 2
Exons: 11
Coding region: 150-2732 (860 amino acids)
Biological process (GO): lipid transport
Cellular component (GO): endoplasmic reticulum membrane; extrinsic component of cytoplasmic side of plasma membrane
Molecular function (GO): calcium ion binding; calcium-dependent phospholipid binding; phosphatidylcholine binding
Source: RefSeq, a predicted model, not a curated record
AAGAGCGCAGUUUUACAAAAAAAAAAAAACAAGUAAAUAUAAAAGAACAUUAAAAUUCGUAUACAGUUUAUAAAGUUUUGUUUGGCACACGCAAAUUGCACAUACACAACUGCAACACUAAGAAGAAGAACGCACUAUAACAACAAAACAUGCUGAGCGAUAAGAACGAAGCUGAGUCGAGCACGCCUCUGGCCGAUUUCAUUGUGCCGCCGGAUCCGGAGCGGGUGGAGGAGCCAAUCGUGCCGCUGGCACAGCUGCCCAAAAUGAGCGAAACACCCGCAUUGCCAAUUGCCACGCCCACGGCAACACCAACAAGCACAGGCACAGGCGCAGGCACAGCGACACCAACGACUGCAAAUGGCAACACAACUGUGGCCAGGAGCCGCUCCAGCGGUGAGGACGGCAUCUUCUCGGUGCUCUACUCGGUGGGCAAGAAGGUGGCCAUUGUGGGCUCAAUUUAUCUGGUCGGAUAUAUGGGCUGGUCUGUGGCCUGGCUUAUAGCGCCUGUCAUUUUGUCCGUGGCCCGCGAUCAGCUGGCGAAGACAUCAGCGAAGAAGCGCGACAUUGCCAAGGCAUCGGCGCUGGCCUCCGAGAAGGAUGUGAUCCUGGCGCGCAUCGACGAGCUGCCCGCCUGGGUAUAUUUUCCCGAUGUUGAGCGCGCCGAGUGGUUAAAUAAGAUUCUGAAGCAAGUGUGGCCCAAUGCCAACCAUUUCGCCCGCUCCCUGGUCAAGGAGACGAUUGAGCCAAAUGUGGCUUUGGCCCUGUCGCAGUACAAGAUGCACGGCUUCCGCUUCGAUCGGAUCAUAUUGGGCACAAUACCGCCGCGCAUUGGCGGCGUGAAGAUCUACGAUAAGAACGUGGACCGAAAUGAGAUUAUAAUGGACCUGGACCUAUUUUAUGCCAGCGAUUGCGAUAUCAACUUCUACUUGGGUGGCAUGAAGGGCGGCAUUAAGGAUUUCCAGAUACACGGCUGGGUGCGCGUUGUGAUGAAGCCACUGAUACGCUCCAUGCCGCUGGUGGGCGGACUCCAGAUAUUUUUCCUAAACAAUCCCAAUAUUGACUUCAAUCUGGUGGGUGUGAUUGACUUUAUGGACAUGCCCGGACUGUCGGAUCUGUUGCGUCGCAUCAUUGUGGAGCAGAUUGGCAAUGUGAUGGUGCUACCCAACAAGCUGCCCAUAUCCCUCAGCGAGGAGGUCUCCGCUGUGGCGCUCAAAAUGCCCGAGCCUGAGGGUCUGUUGCGUAUACACGUCGUGGAGGCAAAGAAUCUGAUGAAGAAGGACAUCAGUAUGCUCGGCAAGGGCAAAUCGGAUCCGUACGCCAUUAUCAAUGUGGGCGCACAGGAGUUCAGGACGCAGAUCAUUGAUAAUAAUGUGAAUCCCAAGUGGGAUUAUUGGUGUGAGGCGUCUAUUUUUACCACCAUUAACCACUUGGUUGGUUUUUCUUUGUGGGACUAUGAUCAAAGUAUGCCAGGCGUACAGGCCGAUGAUGUAUUGGGCAGAGCCUCCAUCGAUAUAUCCAGCGUUAUCAAGAAGGGCGUUCUAGAUACUUGGCUUACUCUAGAAGAUGCCAAGCAUGGCGAUCUGCAUGUACGUCUGCAAUGGUAUAAACUGACCGCGGACCCGAAUGAUCUGCAGCAAAUCUUACUGGAAACGCAGCUGCUGCGUGUGACGACCAUGAGUUCGGCUGUGCUAAGCGUUUUCAUUGACUCGGCUAGGCAUCUGAAGCAAGCACGUUCCAACUCCAAGCCCGAUCCCUAUUUGGUUUGCAGCGUCAAUAAACAAAAGAAACAGACUGCAAUGAUCCUCCGCGAUGAUUCGCCCGUGUGGGAGCAGGGUUUCACCUUCCUGGUGAACAAUCCGGACAACGAGUGCCUGAACAUUAAGAUCUAUGAUCAGAAGACAGGCAACGAUAUCGGCCAAUAUACCUACACACUGAGCACUCUGCUGAAACAGUUCAACAUGGAAGUCAUACAGCAACCCUUCCAACUGCAGAAGUCUGGACCCGAAUCGAAACUAUAUAUGUCACUAUCUCUGCGCAUUUUGAAGGCUGGCGAAAUCGUUAAGGAAUCCGAAUCCUCGGAGCAGGUGGCAGCCCUGCAACGCAGCACCUCCACCGACGUGCCAGUACUGUCCUCCCAGUUAUCCAAGGACGAUCAGCCGAAGAGCAAACGCCUUUCCGCAGAGGCUCCGAUUGGCGAGGAGGAGGCCGUCAAGAGUUCGCCAGUGAUUCCGGCAUCCGCAUCCCUGGAGAAGCCAAUUAGCGAGGUUGUCAGCUCGAUGCUGACACAUCGUAUGCCCGAAACGACCUCAACUGCCGGGGAGCAUGGGCUUGGUCGCAUACAGCUGUCCAUCACGUACUCGGAACAGCGCCAGAAGCUCGAUGUAACCAUACACAAGAUAAUGAAUAUACCGUUGCGUGAUCCCAGCAGCAUACCGGAUCCAUAUGUCAAGCUGUAUUUGCUGCCUGGUCGCACCAAGGAGUCCAAGCGCAAGACCAGCAUCAUCAAGGACAACUGCAAUCCCGUCUAUGACGCAUCCUUCGAGUACCUCAUCUCGAUUGCCGAGCUGAGGCACACGGCACUCGAGGUUACCGUCUGCACACAGAAGGGUUUCCUAUCCAGCGGCAGUCCCAUCAUUGGCAUGCUUAAAUUACCUUUGGAUGACAGCGAUAUUACAGCGCCCGCUGGCCUAAAGUCCUGGUUUGAUCUGCAGCCAGAGCUGAAGCACGAGUGAAUCAGCUGGGGGAAAUUUGAAUUAUUCAUCAGGAAUCACAGUCAGCUGAAUCUGAACUGAACAUUUGUCAUUGUUUUGUAUUUAAUUUGUGUAUAAAAGUAAAUUGUAUUUAUGACUCUCUUAAGCAACACUGGUUGGUCUUUCAACACUAGAACCAAAACUCUCUUAGUCGUGCCUCUGAAUCUGUAUUUUCUAUUGUAGUUUAAAUAACGCGAACAAUUUGUGUUUACAACUGUAAUUAAUGUGUCUUUAACAAAUAAAAAAAUAUUCAUUUUACAAAAAUAA